This is a messenger RNA of Cygnus atratus (black swan), 1557 nucleotides long. Its product is annotated as pancreatic alpha-amylase-like. Gene Ontology annotation, molecular function: alpha-amylase activity; cation binding. The record is from RefSeq and is a predicted model, not a curated record. Gene Ontology annotation, biological process: carbohydrate metabolic process. Bases 1 to 1539 code for a protein of 512 amino acids. NCBI's taxonomy places the organism in Eukaryota, Metazoa, Chordata, Aves, Anseriformes, Anatidae. The transcript has 10 exons.
AUGCAAGUUCUCCUUCUCCUCGUGGCCGUAGGGCUUUGCGGGGCGCAGUACAACCCCAACACUAAGGCUGGGAGGACAUCUAUUGUACAUCUCUUUGAAUGGCGCUGGGCCGAUAUUGCUCUUGAGUGUGAACGCUACUUAGCUCCUAAUGGAUUUGGAGGAGUUCAGGUUUCUCCUCCAAAUGAAAAUAUUGUCGUUACUAACCCAAACAGACCCUGGUGGGAAAGAUACCAGCCCAUCAGCUACAAGAUCUGCACUCGAUCAGGAAACGAAAAUGAAUUCAGAGACAUGGUGACCAGAUGCAACAACGUUGGAGUUUAUAUUUAUGUGGAUGCUGUUGUCAACCACAUGUGUGGGGCUGCAGGUGGCUCAGGCACCCAUUCAACCUGUGGAAGCUAUUUCGAUGCUGGGAGCGAAAGUUUUCCAGAAGUGCCAUACUCUGGCUGGGAUUUCAAUGAUGGCAAAUGUCACACCUCAAAUGGAGAAAUCCAAAGUUAUGGAGACAUAUACCAGGUUCGUGACUGUCGCUUGAGUGGUCUUCUUGAUCUGGCCCUGGACAAGGACUAUGUGCGCACUAAAGUUGCAGAGUACAUGAAUCACCUCAUUAGUAUUGGUGUAGCAGGCUUCCGGAUUGAUGCUGCCAAGCAUAUGUGGCCUGGGGACAUCAAAGCAUUUCUGGACAAGCUGAGCACUCUGAAUACUCAAUGGUUUCCUUCAGGAACAAAACCGUUCAUUUACCAAGAGGUAAUUGACUUGGGCGGCGAGCCGAUCACAGGCAGUCAGUACUUUGAUAAUGGCCGAGUGACCGAAUUCAAAUACGGUGCAAAACUGGGGACAGUGAUCCGCAAGUGGAAUGGAGAAAAGAUGUCCUACCUAAAGAACUGGGGAGAAGGCUGGGGCUUUGUGCCUUCUGACAGAGCCCUGGUCUUUGUGGAUAACCAUGACAACCAGCGGGGGCACGGGGCUGGUGGAGCUUCCAUUCUAACCUUCUGGGACGCCAGGCUUUAUAAAAUGGCCGUUGGUUUCAUGUUGGCUCAUCCGUAUGGGUUCACACGUGUGAUGUCAAGUUAUCGUUGGACAAGAAAUUUUGUAAAUGGGCAGGAUGCCAACGACUGGAUUGGACCACCUAGCAACUCGGAUGGAUCAACAAAGUCUGUUACAAUCAAUGCGGACACCACCUGUGGCAACGACUGGGUUUGUGAACAUCGCUGGCGGCAGAUAAAGAACAUGGUUAUCUUCCGUAACGUGGUAGACGGCCAGCCUUUCUCAAACUGGUGGGACAACGGCAGCAAUCAAGUAGCGUUUGGCCGUGGCAAUAAAGGCUUCAUCGUCUUUAAUAACGACGACUGGUACAUGAACACCGAUUUGCAAACUGGUCUGCCUGCUGGUACCUACUGUGAUGUUAUUUCUGGACAAAAGGAGGGCAACGCAUGCACUGGAAAGCAGGUGUAUGUUUCCGGGGAUGGAAUGGCUAACUUCCAGAUCAGUAACAGUGACGAAGAUCCAUUUGUUGCAAUUCACGUUGAUGCCAAGUUAUAACUUCAAUCAGAAUUUGUU